This is a messenger RNA of Ilex paraguariensis (yerba mate), 2772 nucleotides long. Lineage: Eukaryota; Viridiplantae; Streptophyta; Magnoliopsida; Aquifoliales; Aquifoliaceae. The record is from the annotation of a GenBank genome assembly.
AUGGUUUCGAGGUCUUAUUCCAACCUAUCGGAUCUUACUUCUGGUGAAUCACCAACUUUUGGCCGAGGGGGGAAGAGGUUGUCUCGAGUUGUGACUUUUGCUGGGGUGUUGUCUGAGCUAGAUGAUGAAAGUAAGAGUAGUGUUGGCUCUGAUGCUCCCUCUUCUGUCUCCCAAGAACGGAUGAUCAUUGUUGGGAACCAACUUCCACUUCGGGCGCAUCGGAGAUCUGAAGGUGAGGAAGGGUGGAACUUUAGUUGGGAUGAGGAUUCCCUUCUUUUACAACUCAAAGAUGGCCUCGGGGAAGAUGUAGAAGUUAUCUAUGUUGGUGGUCUUAGAGAGGAAAUCGACCCGAGUGAACAAGAUGAUGUAGCCCAAACUUUGCUUGACACAUUCAAAUGUGUCCCGGCUUUCAUCCCUCCCGAGCUCUUUAGCAAAUUCUAUCAUGGUUUCUGCAAACAGCACUUAUGGCCUUUAUUCCACUACAUGCUUCCGCUAUCACCAGAGCUUGGUGGCCGCUUUGAUAGAUCCCUGUGGCAAGCUUAUGUGUCUGUGAACAAGAUAUUUGCUGACAAAGUAAUGGAAGUUAUCAGUCCUGAUGAUGAUUUUGUGUGGGUUCAUGACUACCAUUUGAUGGUUUUACCUACUUUUCUGAGGAAAAGAUUUAACAGGGUUAAGCUUGGAUUCUUCCUUCACAGUCCAUUCCCAUCAUCAGAGAUAUACCGCACCCUUCCUGUAAGAGAUGAACUUCUACGAGCACUUCUGAACUCUGACCUUAUUGGCUUCCACACCUUUGAUUAUGCGAGGCACUUUCUCUCUUGUUGUAGUAGAAUGCUCGGCAUAUCUUACCAGUCCAAGCGAGGUUACAUUGGUCUUGAGUACUAUGGUCGUACUGUAAGCAUUAAGAUUCUCCCAGUUGGGAUACAUAUGGUCCAAAUUCAGUCUGUCUUAGACCAGCCGGAGACUGAAUCAAGAGUUGCUGAGUUAAGGGAUCAGUUCAGGGGUCAGACUGUUUUGCUUGGAGUUGAUGACAUGGACAUAUUUAAAGGAAUAAGCUUGAAACUUUUGGCUUUUGAACAAUUGCUUAUACAGCAUCCUGAUAAGAGGGGCAAGGUUGUUUUGGUUCAAAUAGCAAACCCUGCCAGAGGUCGAGGAAAAGAUGUACAGGAGGUUCAGUCUGAAACUUAUGCUACAGUUACCAGGAUUAAUCGGACAUUUGGGCGACCAGGAUAUGAGCCGGUGGUUUUGAUUGAUACCCCACUUCAGUUUUAUGAGCGAAUUGCUUACUAUGUAAUUGCAGAGUGUUGUCUCGUCACAGCAGUGAGGGAUGGGAUGAAUCUAAUCCCUUAUGAAUAUGUUAUAUGCCGACAAGGAACUGAUAAGCUAGAUGAUACCUUGGGCCUUAGCCCAUCAACACCAAAGAAGAGCAUGCUGGUGGUUUCUGAGUUUGUUGGGUGUUCGCCAUCUCUUAGUGGUGCAAUUCGAGUUAAUCCAUGGAACAUUGAUUCUGUGGCUGAAGCUAUGGAUUCUGCUUUAGUUGUCUCUGAGGCAGAGAAACAAAUGCGGCAUGAGAAGCAUUACAGAUAUGUGAGUACUCAUGAUGUUGCAUAUUGGGCGCAUAGCUUUUUGCAAGAUCUUGAGAGGGCAUGUAGACAUCAUGUGAGGCGGAGGUUCUGGGGUAUUGGUUUUGGUUUAGGAUUCCGGGUAAUUGCCUUGGAUCCAAGUUUCAGGAAGCUCUCCAUUGAUCACAUCGUAUCAGCUUAUAAAAGGACCAAGAACCGAGCAAUUCUUUUGGAUUAUGAUGGUACUAUGAUGCAGCAUAGAUCAAUCAUCACAAGUCCCAAUUCAGAGGCUGUGGGUAUCUUGAAUAACUUGUGCAGGGACCCCAAGAAUGUGAUGUACAUUGUUAGCGGGAAGGACAGAAAGACUUUAACUCAGUGGUUUUCUUCUUGCGAAAAGCUAGGAAUUGCAGCAGAACAUGGUUAUUUUGUAAGAGUCAUGAUCGUGGUGGUGGCAGAAUUGGGAAAUGAAAUGGUGGUUGUGCUUUGUGCAUAUGAUGAUGGCAGAAAAUUGGGAAAUGAAAUGGUGGUUGUGCUUUGUGCAUAUGAUGAUGGCAGAACCACAACGAAUGUUAUUCUUUUCAGGCCAAAUGAAGAUGCGGACUGGGAAACUUCUGUUGCUGUGCCAGAGUUUUACUGGAAACAGAUUGCUGAGCCAGUCAUGCAAUUGUACACUGAAACAACUGAUGGUUCUGCCAUAGAUACAAGAGAGAGUGCACUUGUUUGGAAUUACCAGCACGCGGAUCCAGAUUUCGGCUUAUGCCAGGCUAAGGAGCUUCUAGAUCACCUGGAAAGUGUUCUUGCCAAUGAACCGGUUUCUGUCAAGAGUAGCCAGCACAUUGUAGAAGUUAAACCGCAGGGUGUCAAUAAAGGUCUCGUUGCAGAACGCCUCCUAGCGACAAUGAAGCAGAAGGGAAUGCUUCCCGAUUUUGUGCUCUGUAUUGGGGAUGACCGUUCAGACGAGGAUAUGUUUGAGGUUAUAAUGGGUGCAAUGGCCAGUGGUUGUCUAUCUCCAGUUGCAGAAGUGUUUGCUUGUACUGUUGGCCAGAAACCCAGUAGGGCCAAGUACUACUUAGAGGAUACCAAUGAGAUAUUAAGAAUGUUGCAGGGUCUAGCUUCUGCUUCUGACCAGAAGGAAUCAGUUAUUAGGAGACUCGAUGAGAGGAUUCAUCCAGUUCUUCAGUUGCACUCAAGUUUCGGUAAAGCUGUGGCUUAG